AUGGCCCAUUCUUCCGUGCCCGCCGAAUUCAUGUCUGCAACAGGCGACCGGCCGGCCGCGCGCCGCGCCCCGGAUACGACAUCGUACCCGACAUCUAGAGAAACGGGCGACGUGAUCCCCGACACAAAACAGAACCCCUCGGUGAAUGGGAAAGAAUCACCAUUCGCCAAGUCAUGGGUACAUUUCGUCGCUGGCGGCGUCGGAGGAAUGACAGCAGCGACCCUCACGGCACCCCUCGACGUCCUCAAGACCCGCCUCCAGUCCGACUUCUACCAGGCCCAGCUCCGCGCCUCCCACCAGGCCCGCGCCCAGGCCGUCGGCACCCUCAGCCCCCUCCGCGCCGCCGCCUUCCACCUCCGCGAGACCUUCCAGAUCCUCGGCUCCGUCUACAAGAUGGAGGGGCCCCGCGCCCUCUUCAAGGGCCUCGGCCCCAACCUCGUCGGCGUCAUCCCCGCGAGGAGCAUCAACUUCUACACCUACGGCAACGGCAAGCGCCUCAUCGCCGAGUACGGCAACGGCGGCCAGGAGUCCGCCUGGGUCCACCUCUCGGCCGGCGUCGUCGCCGGCGUCACCACCAGCACCGCCACCAACCCCAUCUGGCUCGUCAAGACCCGCCUGCAGCUCGACAAGAACGUCGCCGAGAAGAGCGGCGGCGUCCGCCAGCGCCAGUACCGCAACAGCCUCGACUGCAUCCGCCAGGUCCUCCGCACCGAGGGCUUCACCGGCCUCUACAAGGGCAUGAGCGCCAGCUACCUCGGCGUCGCCGAGAGCACCCUCCAGUGGGUGCUGUACGAGCAGAUCAAGAACGAGCUGGCCAGGAGGGAGGAGCGCAUCGUCCGGAGCGGCCGGGAGAAGAGCUUUUGGGACCGCACCGUCGACUGGAUGGGCAACGCCGGUGCCGCGGGCGGUGCCAAGUUGGUCGCGGCCAUCUUGGCGUAUCCCCACGAGGUCGCGCGAACCAGAUUACGACAGGCGCCCCUGGCCAACGGCCAGCUCAAGUACACCGGCCUGAUCCAGUGCUUCCGCCUCGUGUGGGUCGAGGAGGGCUUCAUGGGUCUCUACGGCGGUCUCACCCCUCACCUCAUGCGUACGGUACCCAGCGCCGCCAUCAUGUUCGGCAUGUACGAGGGUAUCCUUCGCCUCUUCAACACGCCGUCCAAGACCGGCACGACCGUGUAA
This is a messenger RNA of Colletotrichum karsti, 1179 nucleotides long. RefSeq names its product mitochondrial carrier protein rim2. Gene Ontology annotation, biological process: pyrimidine nucleotide import into mitochondrion. The record is from RefSeq and is a predicted model, not a curated record. Gene Ontology annotation, cellular component: mitochondrion. The coding region runs from base 1 to 1179 and encodes 392 amino acids. Gene Ontology annotation, molecular function: pyrimidine nucleotide transmembrane transporter activity. The transcript is spliced from 3 exons. Lineage: Eukaryota; Fungi; Ascomycota; Sordariomycetes; Glomerellales; Glomerellaceae.